Nematolebias whitei (Rio pearlfish) is the source of this 1961-nucleotide messenger RNA. RefSeq names its product protein FAM126B. Gene Ontology annotation, biological process: phosphatidylinositol phosphate biosynthetic process; protein localization to plasma membrane. The transcript has 11 exons. Lineage: Eukaryota; Metazoa; Chordata; Actinopteri; Cyprinodontiformes; Rivulidae. The record is from RefSeq and is a predicted model, not a curated record. The coding region runs from base 36 to 1748 and encodes 570 amino acids. Gene Ontology annotation, cellular component: plasma membrane.
GGAAAAGCAUCCCCAUGUUAAGUUAGUGGCUGUUCAUGAACCCUUUGGAGCACAUGCAAAAGAUUGGUCUCUCUGUAAAGGCAUCCAAGAGGAGGUCUCUGAAGAAGAUGCUGAGAACAGAGCGCGAUGUUGUGGAAGAAUGGCUCUCCGAAUUCAAGACCUUACCAGAAACCCAAAUCCGCAGCUACGCCGGCAGCCUUCACCUAAAAAAGUCCCUGGUUCCAGCGCUCUACAGAGUCAUCCAGGAUCCAAACAACGAGCUACUGGAGCCUGUGUGUCACCAACUGUUCGAGCUUUACCGGAGCUCGGAAGACCCUCUGCGACGUUUCACCCUGCAGUUCCUGCCUGAACUGGUGUGGGUUUACCUUCGCCUCACUGCCAGCAGGGACCGUCAAAGCAACGGCUGCAUCGAGGCCCUCCUCUUGGGCAUCUACAACUUGGAAAUCGUCGACAAAGAUGGCAACAGCAAACUUCUUUCCUUCACAAUCCCCUCCCUGUCAAAACCAUCAAUAUAUCAUGAGCCUUCUAGCCUGGGCUCCAUGGCUCUGACAGAAGGAGCUCUCUGCCAACAUGACCUGAUCCGAGUGGUUUACAGCGGCCUCCACCCUCAGAGAGAAACCUUCACAGCACAGAACAGGUUUGAGGUGUUGUGUUUCCUCAUGCUCUGCUACAACUCCGCCGUGGUCUACAUGCCCCUCUCUUCCUAUCAGUCCGUCUGCAGGAUGAGCUCACGAGUGUGCGUUUGUGGCUUCCCUCGACAACAGCAGAAGCUUUGGAGGGAACCGUGCAACCGCGUGCUGCUGGAUCCUGAGUUCAUGGUGCAGAUGCUGAGUGCUGUUUAUCACGCUAUUUACAAUGGAGAGUGGGAGAUGGGGCAUGAAGCUCUGGAGGACAUUGUGUACAGAGCCCAGCUGGAGCUCUUCUCCCAGCCCCUCCUGCUGGGGAACGCCAUGAAAAACUCUCUGCCGGAAAGCGCUCCCGACGAGCCGCGUGGACGCAAGGUGCUUCAGGUGGAGGUGACGCCCACCAUCAGCCGUAUAUCCAUCUCGGCAAUCACCACUGCCUCCAUACGGCGCCACCGCUGGAAGAGAGAGGACGCUGAUGGGAUGAGCGGAGGGGAGGAUUCCUUCAACAUCAACGACCCAGACGAAGGCUUCUCCUCAGGGGCGUCCAACAGCAGCCAGCCCAGCGGCACUAAGUGUGGUGGCGGCGUGGGGCCGAGGGGCGGCAGCCUGAACAGCAGCAGUAGCAGUAUUAAGAAAGCCAUUGCGGCCCGCCUGUCUCGGGACAAGGAGAAGGAGAAGGAAAGGGAGCGAGAGAGGGAGGCAGAAAAACAGACAGAAAUGUCUGUGGAUCAGCAGGCUGCCGGAACAAAACACCACCAGAGGCAGCAGUCGCCCCCAGACAGCAUCAAAUUGGACGCCAUCCACCUCAGUCCCAUAAAGAAGCACCUGAGCUUCCCUGCAGGGCCCCCACGGGUGCGGACUGGCAGCGCCUCAUCCAGCAAGUCCUUUGACUGCAUGAACUUCAACUUGAAUGGAGGCGAGGACGAGCAAGAGGAGGCGGCAGGAGGCUCUGAAAGGGUAGGGCUUCUAGCCGGGAGCUCGCACCGCCUCUCCACCACGAGCCUGCAGGAGGAGCACCUGAACAGGCCCGAGGAGGCCCAGGCCCUCCUGAACCCUGGGGCUCCUCUGACCAAGCAGUCCCGCUCCCCGAGCUUCAACAUGCAGAUCAUAUCACAGGUCUAAUGUCCAGCCCAGCAGAAGACACGCACACACAUAGCUGUUCAGAACACCCACAUACAUUCCCAGCUCCCCCCAGCAGCACCACAGUGAUCAUCUCAGUUCAUAUAUUUGUGUGAGAGUAGGAACAGAUCUUCAGAUCUUCGUUGACAUCUAGCAGCUGUUACUGGUGACGUUCAGAUGCUAAAAAGUUCUGAUAGUCGCUGUAUCUCCGACCAA